GCCAUGUUAGAACCGUGUCUGUGGCACCUUAUCUUUUCAAACUAUCCUAAGGUGAAAGUGCAACACUGGUUCAACCAUGGCUGAAACACAUACGAAAAUGGCCUACACAAUUCUCACAUCUCCGAUGCUACCCUUCAUUCCAAAGGCAAUGAACUCCUUAAAAACCGAUCGUUUUGCCAUCGUCGCAGCCGUUAAAGCUUUAAAACUCCGCAAUUAUCAAAGAGCUUCCCACGUUUCCUGUGCUUCAAGAAGAAGAAUUAGAUACGAGCAAGACGAUGAUGAAGACGAAGGAGAGAAUGAGUACAAUGAAGAGAUCGCGAUACUUGAGGUUUACAGCCAAUCUGCUAGAGAAGAAGCUCUUAUCGUCCAUGCACUCGUGGAUGAACAGCAAGUUGAAGUUCUGAUUUUCAAGGGGUUUUCUUCAUGUUUGAGCUAUGAGACUUCACCAGAUCCAUCGAAAAGUGUGAUUCCUAGAAGAGCAGUUAUCAAUUCCAUUGAUAGAAUCAAAGGUCCUUUUGAUCCUUCCAACAUUCAAUACAUUGAAAAGGGUCUCCAAUGGGAAUCUUUCAAGGCCCGCUUAGCUUCUACCUAGCACCAAGGUCAGUUCCAUGAGGGAGAAAUACAUUGAGAAAAUUGAAAAUCGCUCCGAAUCAUC
Molecule: messenger RNA, 655 nt
Organism: Hibiscus syriacus
Lineage: Eukaryota; Viridiplantae; Streptophyta; Magnoliopsida; Malvales; Malvaceae
Exons: 2
Coding region: 77-592 (171 amino acids)
Cellular component (GO): chloroplast
Source: RefSeq, a predicted model, not a curated record